CGCAACACGAUAACGAAGCCCUAGAAUUGUAUCUCAUUCUCACACAAACAAACAUAACUCUUCUUCCUCUACAGAAACCCUAACACCCAGCGAAGCGAUAACACUCACACUCACACUCACUCAGAAGAAGGUUUGAGAGUCAUGGCGGCUGUGAUGAUGAUGAUGGAAGAAAUCAAGGAAAAAGCAAAUCGUCUCGAAAUCGAUCCCUCUUCAAUCGAUCUCGACUCCAUUCACCUCCCACCCGGUGAAGAUUGCGGCAUCGUCAGUGACGAUGAGGAUGUUUAUCAAGAGGAUAAUCUCGAAUUCGACUCUGGUUUCGGCAACAUUAUCGUUGUCGAUAACCUCCCCGUUGUUCCUAAGGAAAAAUUUGAGAAGCUUGAAGGUGUUGUUAGGAAAAUCUAUAGUCAGAUCGGAGUUAUCAAGGACGAUGGUCUCUGGAUGCCUGUGGAUCCUGAAACGGGGAAAACCGUGGGGUAUUGCUUCAUUGAAUACAAUACUCCUCAGGAAGCUGAGCUUGCUAAGGAGAAGACCCACGGUUACAAAUUGGACCGUGCUCACAUAUUUGCGGUGAACAUGUUCGAUGACUUUGACAGGUUUAUGAAAGUUCCCAAUGAGUGGGCUCCUCCUGAGACUAAACCAUAUACUCCUGGGGAAAAUCUUCAACACUGGCUCACCGAUGCCAAGGCCCGAGACCAGUUUGUGAUUCGUGCGGGUUCAGAUACUGAAGUUUUGUGGAAUGAUGCUAGGCAUUUGAAGCCUGAUCCUGUUUACAAGCGUACUUAUUGGACUGAGAGUUUUGUGCAAUGGUCCCCUUUGGGCACAUACUUGGCAACAGUUCACAGGCAGGGGGCAGCAGUCUGGGGAGGUGCCACAACCUUCAAUCGUCUCAUGCGUUAUGCUCAUCCUCAGGUAAAACUCAUUGAUUUUUCACCUGGUGAGCGAUACUUGGUUACUUAUAGUAGCCAUGAACCAAGCAAUCCCCGUGAUGCUAAUAGAGUUGUGAUUAAUAUAUUUGAUGUGAGAACUGGUAAAGUGAUGCGGGAUUUCAAAGGAAGUGCUGAUGAUUUUGCAAUUGGAGGUACUGGAGGUGUCACUGGGGUGUCAUGGCCUGUUUUCAAAUGGAGUAGUGGAGAUAAGUACUUUGCAAGGAUGGGGAAAAAUGUACUCUCUGUAUAUGAGACAGAGACCUUCUCCCUGGUUGACAAAAAAUCAUUGAAGGUUGAAAAUAUAAUGGAUUUUAGCUGGUCCCCAACUGAUCCAAUCAUUGCACUCUUUGUUCCUGAGAGUGGUGGUGGUAACCAGCCUGCUAGGGUUAGUCUGAUCCAAAUUCCUAGCAAAGAGGAACUCAGGCAGAAGAACCUUUUUAGUGUCAGUGAUUGCAAGAUGUACUGGCAGAGCAAUGGAGAUUACCUAGCUGUUAAUGUAGACCGAUAUACUAAAACUAAAAAAAGCACAUACACUGGCUUUGAGCUUUUCCGCAUAAAAGAGCGAGACAUACCAAUUGAGGUUCUGGAGCUUGAGAAUAAGAAUGAUAAGAUUAUUGCCUUUGCAUGGGAGCCUAAAGGCCACAGGUUUGUAGUUAUUCAUGGUGAAAACCCUAAGCCUGACAUUAGUAUUUACUCUAUGCGGACUGCUCAGCACCCUGGUCGGGUUUCAAAGCUCACUACUCUGAAAGGCAAGCAGGCAAAUGCUCUGUUUUGGUCACCUGCAGGUCGCUUCAUUGUACUAGCAGGUUUGAAAGGCUUAAAUGGACAGUUGGAGUUUUACAAUGUCGAUGAACUUGAAACCAUGGCAACUGCAGAUCAUUUUAUGGCAACAGAUAUUGAAUGGGAUCCAACUGGAAGGUAUGUUGCAACUGCUGUGACUUCAGUUCAUGAAAUGGAAAAUGGUUUCAACAUAUGGUCUUUCAAUGGCAAGCAUCUUUAUCGUAUAUUGAAGGAUCACUUCUUUCAGUUCUUGUGGAGACCAAGGCCGCCAUCUUUCUUGACUCCUGAGAAAGAGGAAGAGAUUGCAAAGAGCUUAAAGAAGUAUAGUAAGAAAUAUGAGGCAGAAGAUCAAGAUGUGUCAUUGUUGCUGAGUGAGCAGGAGCGCGAGAAGCGUAGGAUGUUGAAAGAAGAUUGGGACAAGUGGGUUAGUGAAUGGAAGCGGAUGCAUGAAGAAGAGAAGUUACAGAGGGAAGAGCUUAGAGAUGGAGAGGCAAGUGAUGAAGAGGAGGAAUACGAGGCCAAGGACAUUGAAGUCGAGGAAGUCAUCGAUGUAUCUGAAGAGGUCCUUCACUUUGAGUAGGGUUAAGAGUGAAGGACUGGAGUUGGUGAAUUUAAAACCAUUUUAUAUACUUGUCGAAUUGUAGUGACUUUAGUUGGUGGGGGAUUAAACUCGAUUUUGUAGGUUUUCAUGAUUUAUUUUUCUAGUUUUUCUUUUAUUACGGAAGGAAUUCUUAUUUUUUCCUGAAACUUAAAUGAGGCAAUUUUGCCACCCCUUGGGGCUGGAACUCACAGAA
Molecule: messenger RNA, 2500 nt
Organism: Lotus japonicus
Lineage: Eukaryota; Viridiplantae; Streptophyta; Magnoliopsida; Fabales; Fabaceae
Product: eukaryotic translation initiation factor 3 subunit B-like
Exons: 11
Coding region: 142-2286 (714 amino acids)
Biological process (GO): translational initiation
Cellular component (GO): eukaryotic translation initiation factor 3 complex
Molecular function (GO): RNA binding; translation initiation factor binding; translation initiation factor activity
Source: RefSeq, a predicted model, not a curated record